GCGGUUUCACGGUAUUCAGUCGCCCGUCGACACUCUCGCUGCUUGGACGCGAGAGACGCGAUGCAAGUUGCUUUCCUUUGACGCAUUCAGGCCGUGUGUGUGUGUGACCUCCGUGUUCCGCCGUCUAGACGCGUGUUGUGCUGGAACUACUCCAGUGCGUGAGGCGAUCGCUGGAGCGGAAGCGUGCAGUGCGAGUGCUAUCAGCUGACCGGCUCGUCUACAGCCUGCGAGCGCACGAGCGGCGGUUGUCGAUCGUCUAGCGGAGCGGGCGUGGGCGCGGUGACGGUCGCGAGCGCGGGCGCGGGCGCGGGCGCGUGCGCGGGGCGCAUGGCGAGCGCGGGCGCGCAGUUCCGCGGGGGGCAGCAGUGGGCGGCCUACGCGCAGCCCUGCCGCUACCCGCCGCCACAGCAGCAAUACGCUACUGGGCCGUAUACGCCGCACCAGGGUUUAUAUUUACAGUACACCGGUGCGACGAUGACCAGCGGUUGCGGCGCGGCCGGCACACGGGUGCCUACCGCCGCUUCGCCGGCGAACACCGCUUCUAGUUCUUCAUCUAAUUCGGCGGGUGGCACACGGUCAACCAGCCUGAGCACCGCGCCGCCACCGCCGGCGUCUUCCACGUCUACCACGGGUGCCUCUGGUGAACAACUCAGCCGUACAAACCUGUACAUUCGAGGCCUUAACCAAAACACCACCGAUAAAGAUCUUGUACAAAUGUGCCAAAUGUAUGGCAACAUUAUAUCAACUAAAGCAAUAUUGGAUAAAAAUACAAAUAAAUGUAAAGGUUACGGUUUUGUAGAUUUUGAAACGAUCGCCUCAGCGGAAGCAGCUGUAAAGGGAUUACAGGCCAAAGGUGUCCAGGCCCAGAUGGCUAAAGUGGGUAUCUGGUUCCUGCGUAGACUGAACCGUCAGCAAGAACAAGACCCAACUAAUUUGUACAUGGCGAACUUGCCGCCGCAUUUUAAAGAGAACGACGUGGACCAAUUGUUGGCCAAGUUUGGCCAAGUGGUCUCCACCAGGAUUCUCCGUGACACGCAUGGACACAGCAAGGGGGUUGGCUUCGCAAGAAUGGAAUCUAGGGAGAAAUGCGAGCAAAUCAUCCAGAUGUUCAACGGCAACCCAAUACCGGGUGCCAAGGAGCCCCUGCUAGUGAAAUUCGCAGACGGCGGCAAUAAGAAAAAAGCGUCGUAUAACAAGCAAGACAAUGGCAGAGGGUGGCGGGAUAAUAAUGAUUCUAUACAGGCGAUGAGCGUGAGCGGCGUGUACGCGGGCGGCGUGGGCGGCGCGGGCGGCGACUGCGCGGGCGUGUACCGCGGCAGCGCGAGCGUGUACGGCGUGGCCGCGUUCCACCCGCAGCUGCAUCACCACCACGCGGCGCACCCGGCGGCCUGGCUCGCGCCCUACGCCGCGCUCAUCCCGCCCGCGCACCCGGCUCACCACGCGCCGCACCCAGCGCACGCUGCGCACGCCGCGCACAUACCCAUUGACGCUGUGCCUAGCCAAUAUGUAAACUGGGACAGCUUAAGGCCGGAAAAUGAAGUAUUCUACUUCGCGUCGCACCCGUACCAGUACUUCGCGGGCCCCACCCCGCCCGUGCUGCAGAUGCCGAUGGAGAGCGAGCACGCGUCCACGGCUGCGUCGCCCGAUGAGGCCUAUCAGCCCUACCCGCCUCCCAAGUAGACCAUAAGCCAUGCAACAACCCAUGUACACGAGCCAAAAAUCAAAGCAACUGUGACUUUUUACGAUGUUAAUUUGUUUUAGUUUAAUUUGCGGCCGUUAUAGACUUCAUCGAAAGCUCCGGCCGGCCCGCUACGCCGGCGACUUUAGUUUUAAGCCUAAUUUUAUUCGUGACUCGCCUCGACCGUUCGUUUUCUCAAUGGGCUUCGUCUCUUGGCUUUACGCUGAACGUUCGAUUCGCUGUGAUGUUUUGAUGAGGUCUUUUGACGGCUCGGGAGAGGAUUUGAUGUAUAGAGUUAGCUCCAAUUUAAAAUGUGUUUUUACAUUAUAGUUUUAUUAUUGUUUUAUGAAAAUUUUUUAAAUUUAAGAUUUUUAGACACAGAUUUUGAACAUGUUGACACGAUUAUUUAAGAUAGAUAGGUAUUUAUUUUAGCUUAGUACGAUUAAUUGAUUGAAUUUUUAAAUUUAAAUUUAUUUUGCAAAUUAAAUUUUAAUUUAUUUCUGUGUCAUAUAAUUGUAUUUUAAGAUGAAAAUGAACGAAAUUCAUAAACUGAACAUUUAUAUCGAACAAUAACGUGCAAUCAGAGAUGAAAUUUUAUACACAUAGUUUUAAAAGAGAAUAAUUUCUUUGUAUAAAACGAUUAAACUUAUUUUUAAUUUUAUUAAAAUAAUGAAGCAAUAUCCGGCGUAGAAUGGAGGCGGUGAUUGGAAAAGGUCAUAUCAUAUGGAAUCAAAGUAGGCAAGGGGAGGUGUCGUAUGUAUGUUAUAGAAAAGUUUUUAGAACUCGUGGAAGUAAAUUUUAAAUAUUUCGAAGAUUUUGAAUCUUCCGUCAAGCUAAUGUAUUUUUAAAAUACAAUCAACGCUUAAUCGAAAGUCGGGGUUCCAACCUCUAGAAUGGAGAGUAAUUGAGAUAGAUGUUAUGACCACCACGUGGGAUUAUCGUAAUCAAUGUAAUGAAGUAUGCUAAUAAUAUGUUCGGCAUGGUGCUUUAGUAAUUUUGUUUGAAAAUGGUACUAAAUCUAUGAAAUAUACAGUAUUAUUUACAUAAAAUCACUCAUACUGGUGCAGUCUUCCAAAAUAAAUUUGCCGCAAGUAUUGUACCUAAAUUCGUAUUUCAUUUGUAAAAAAUGUUGUUAUGUCUCAAGCAUGGGCCUCUUAGCGUCAUUACCACUUUCCUAGUAGAAUAUAGCAAUGGUAAGGUACAUAUUGGGUAACACGAAGCGAUUUAAGCUUUAUCUCACUUUUAUAACACAAGUUGUUGAUUACCACACGUAUAACAAAAAUAAUGUAAACAUUGUUGCCAAACCCGAAUACAGACUGAAUUUAUGUAUACCGUAAAAACUUCCAAAUAUUUAUUUCUUGAUCCGUGUUUUGAUUCAUAAAUGUUAUUCAUACAAUGGGUAGGUACACCGUACACCACGAUAGAUUUUGUACGAUUCGGCGAAUGUGGGGUGCUAACUCUGGGGACGGGCGUCCCGUGUGGAAUGCUAUAGUAACAUUUAGCAAUAAGCAGUUGUAUUUAAAGUCUAUUUAUACAUUUUACGAGUCUAUACAAAUUUUUGUAUGUUAAAAUCAUGUUUGGAACGAAGUGAUCCUUUUUUUGAGAAUCAUGUACUGAAUCAACUGUAGUUGUUAUUUUAGGCGGUCGGCACAUUCCACUAGUGAACAUAAAAAAUUCCACGAUUGAUUUCCACAUUAUGAAAUGUAAAGGAUUCGAAAUCCAACGCACGAGCGCCUUUUGGUGCGAGCGAACACAUUUUGUACCAUCGCGUAGGUUUUGGGUACACUUUAUGACUUUAUAUGAAAUUUGAUAUUUUUAUAUUGAAUAUAUAUAAAUUAUACAUGGAUAUGUAUACAUGUAUAUACAUUGUUGAUGGGUACGAGUAAAAGCCUACUAUAUAGCCACUGUUUAAUUCUAUUUUGGCACGUCAGAGUUUCAUCAGAACCAAAGUAUACAAAUCAUUAAAAUCGAAUAAGAUGUAGGGAAAUAUUUAUACAACUCAGGGACUGAAGACUAGUUAAAUGUUUGAUAUAUUACUGUAUUAUAACUGAUGGUGAUUAAGAGACGAUCUCUUUGUUCAAAACCUGUGUAACGACUUGUAAUACAGGAACUGACAUUAGAUGAACGGCAGGUUUUGAAUGAAUGACGUAGAUUUCCAUAAAAUUGAUUAUUUUUUCUCCAAUUCAUACCGUACUGUAACUUAGACAUUGUAAUUGGUGCCCACAAAAGCGAUAUCGCGAAGCGGCAUCUAAAUGUAUUCUAUCGAAUAAAGACGAGUAACCUUGGUGUUUACCUAAAUACCAUCUAUCCAUACCAUCAUUACCUAUUUCUUUAUUAAGAUCCUCAAAACGACUUCUUCUCACAAUUGUCUUCUAGUUCUUAUCUACUAUUUAUUUUACUAUAUUAGUUACUGUUUCUCCAAUUGAUGAGAUCCAGACGAAGUUACUUCGUAAGAUACGCGUCAGAUAGCUCGGAGUUGUUGAGUAUUUCAGAACGUGCUUUAAUUCAUGGAACUAUAAUAACAGCUAUUUUUUGUAUGAUUUAUGAAAGUGUUACUUCGCAAUUUUCGCCCUCCUUUAAUUGGUAUGAUAUUGUGCUAAUUGAAGGUAUUUGCUUUAUAUAUAGAGUUUUGUAACAAGCUCACUGUGUAAUUCCUAUAAAAGGUUAUGAGUUCCCACAAUAUUAAAGGUUAUGAGUUCUUUGUUCAAUAGAAUACACAAAAACAGUACUAUCAUAUCGUUGAAAAUGUUUCGCUCUAUCAUUUAGCUGACUGCCUUUAAUGAUUUACCAACGCAACCAGUUUGAUAAAUUUAAACUCACGAAGGCUAAUGAAAAGUGAGAUUUUUAUUAGUGUUACAUUCAUAAUACUCCAGAGAUCACUAUUAUAUUCGUAUAAUCGCUGAUCGAGCCAAAUUUUUUGAACUGAUUUAAAACCGCCUUUGAUUCUUGUGAAAGUAAUCCACAAAGUGCAUCGGACCGCCGGUUUGGCGGCGUUUAGAUAAGUGAUUCGAUCACUAGUGUUCAAUGUAUACAGUGGCUUCCUGUAAAAGCAGUCUUCCGAUAGAUAUUCCGCUAAACAUUGCAUUUAAAAUCGAUGUCGUAUUUGUACACAGUAUCCCAAUACUUAUUUCGCGUCAUAGUGGUCUAUAUAAGAUAAAACCCGUGUCCAUUUUUAUCUGUGUAGUUUCGUAUUUGAGUUCGUUAAUCCUAAAAGCACUAAGAGUAGUCAGAGUUAUUUACGAGUAGGGCGUACAGUAGCAUUGCACGAUCCGUAUAGAAUGCCGUCAAAAGCGUUAUGAUUUCAGCACGUUUACGUUCAAGUUUUCUUCCAUUGAGAGCAAUAAAUUAAUUUUUACAGUAGUGCCUUCAGCUUCGUUGAAACAGAUGUGACUACAAUAUACCAGUUGCGUAUGCUUUACGAGAUAUUUUUACAGGUAAUAGAGAACUUACCGUAUUCAUAAAUAUAGGGUAAUUAAAGCUAUGUUUUAAUAUUUUGUAUUGACGAAUAAAACGAAAUAAUGUGGCUGUCGAAUCGUUGCAUUUUCACACAUGGUGUUAGGAUUGAAUUCGGGAGAUAAUUCUUAGAUGUUCCUAGUUACGCUCGCUUCAAUAUUCUUGACAUGUGUGAUAAACGUUACAAUGAGAUUAUGGGUGACGUUAAAUAUUAGUUAGUUAGGUACGUGAUGACAAGCACAAAAACAAGGAACCAAUUCCUGAAUACCAAAACGAUUCAAAUAAAUUAUACAUGUCGAUGAAUUGAAGUAAAUGUUUUUAAAUAAGUCAGUUUAGUGUUAAGAGAGCGCGCGUUUUGUAAUUGUGAAAUGUGAAACAGGAGGGAUGUCGAAUUGAUGGCUAGAUGUAGCACUAGGCUUAAAUAGAUAGGUUAGAAUAGCAAAAAAAUGUUUCGACGCUAAGCUAGUAUAGCGACGUAGGUUAAUGUCGGCACGGUGCGCGCGCAUUCCUUGCGGGCUCUAGGGUAGUUUCCUUGUUAGUUUAUUAAAUAAUUUAAUUUGAAUGGACUGAAGUCGGUACGGUUCGCACUCGCGCCGUGCUUCGCUUAGCUAUUAAGGAAGAUCUAAAAUUUAGCGAACACUUUGAAUAAGUUUCAGUUGAACGAGUUUGCUUUCACCUCUUUUGUUAUGUAGUUGACUAAGUGUAAAAGAAAAUUAAAUGAUGAAAAAAAAAAUACCGUGAAGUGUCGAUACGAUCGUAUUUGUCCAAUGUGUAUUAUUAGUGUGGUGUUCUACCCAGCAGACUAGUCUAGACAGUAGUAUAGAUAAAAAUUAGUUAGGUAGCUUAGUGAUACGAAAUGCAAAAAAUAAAAAUUUCAUAAAAUGUAAAAAAAAAGAUGAAAUUGUUGGUAAGAAAGAGUAUUUUUAAGGGACAUGUUGCUUCGUUGUGUUAUGAUGUGAGGUUUGGCAUAACUAUAGUAAUAGUGUAUUGAAUAAUGAAUUUCUCGCAGAGGAAAGACAUAGAUGAAAGUUAUGUAUCUAUUUUGUUACGAAGUGUUUGCAAGUUUCUAUAAUAUAUGCUAUGAGCAUUUUAUGUGACCCACGUUAUUUAUAGUUAUGCUGAAUGGAAACUAAAAUAAUAUAUAAAAUAAAUGAAAAAUGGUACUAAGAAGCAUGUUUUAUUGUGACGAGUCAUGUUCCUUUGCAUUGAACUUGAUAUUUUGUAAGAGCAAAUGAUUGAAAUAAAACAAGCAAAACCAA
Zerene cesonia (dogface butterfly) is the source of this 6390-nucleotide messenger RNA. It is a transcript of the gene shep, whose product is annotated as protein alan shepard. The record is from RefSeq and is a predicted model, not a curated record. Bases 328 to 1680 code for a protein of 450 amino acids. Gene Ontology annotation, cellular component: cytosol; ribonucleoprotein complex; nucleus. Gene Ontology annotation, molecular function: poly(A) binding; mRNA 3'-UTR binding; poly(U) RNA binding. Lineage: Eukaryota; Metazoa; Arthropoda; Insecta; Lepidoptera; Pieridae. The transcript has 10 exons.